Messenger RNA from Lontra canadensis (Northern American river otter), 3497 nucleotides. RefSeq names its product structural maintenance of chromosomes 5 (gene SMC5). Gene Ontology annotation, cellular component: Smc5-Smc6 complex. The coding region runs from base 96 to 3407 and encodes 1103 amino acids. Lineage: Eukaryota; Metazoa; Chordata; Mammalia; Carnivora; Mustelidae. Gene Ontology annotation, molecular function: ATP hydrolysis activity; ATP binding. Gene Ontology annotation, biological process: double-strand break repair via homologous recombination. The record is from RefSeq and is a predicted model, not a curated record. The transcript is spliced from 25 exons.
CGCGCCGGGCAGUUCGCGCGGGAGCCGGGCGCAGCGGCGCCGAGGCUGCAGGUCGGUGGGAACGGAAGCGCCUCCGGGGCUGAGGGGAAGCCAGGAUGGCGACUUCGAGUAGGAAGACGUCGACCCCAAGCACCUUGCCCUCCAAGAGAGCUCUUCCGAGAGAUCCCUCGUCGGAGGUCCCGAGCAAGAGAAAGAGCUCGGCCCCGCCGGCGCCACUGCCGCUGCAAUCGUCCAGGCCUUUCGUGGAAGGCUCUAUCGUCCGCAUCGUGAUGGAGAACUUCUUAACGUAUGAUAUCUGUGAAGUCGCUCCUGGACCCCAUCUGAAUAUGAUUAUUGGAGCUAACGGAACAGGAAAGUCUAGCAUCGUAUGUGCCAUUUGUCUUGGAUUAGCAGGCAAACCUGCUUUCAUGGGACGGGCAGAUAAGGUUGGUUUUUUUGUGAAGAGAGGAUGUUCCAAAGGAAUGGUUGAAAUUGAAUUGUUCAGAACUUCAGGAAAUCUUGUAAUUACCCGUGAGAUUGACGUGGCAAAAAAUCAGUCAUCUUGGUUCAUCAACAAAAAAUCUACAACCCAGAAAGUAGUAGAAGAGCAAGUUGCAGCCUUAAACAUUCAAGUGGGCAAUCUUUGCCAAUUUCUACCUCAGGAUAAAGUUGGAGAAUUUGCCAAACUGAGUAAAAUUGAACUCCUUGAAGCUACUGAGAAGUCUAUUGGUCCUCCAGAAAUGCACAGAUACCAUUGUGAACUCAAAAACUUCAGGGAGAAAGAAAAACAACUAGAGACCUCGUGCAAAGAGAAAACUGAAUAUCUAGAGAAAAUGAUUCAGAGGAAUGAAAGAUAUAAACAAGAUGUGGAGAGGUUCUAUGAACGUAAGCGACAUUUAGAUUUGAUUGAGAUGCUUGAAGCUAAAAGGCCGUGGGUGGAGUAUGAAAAUGUUCGUCAGGAGUAUGAAGAAGUAAAACUAGCUCGAGACCGAGUGAAGGAAGAGGUGAGGAAACUUAAAGAAGGGCAGAUCCCUAUGACCCGUCGAAUUGAAGAGAUUGAGAGGCAGCGUCGCGUGUUGGAGGCUCGAAUCAAAGAGAAGGCAACAGAUAUUAAGGAGACCUCUCAAAAAUGCAAACAAAAGCAAGAUAUUAUAGAAAGGAAAGAUAAGCAGAUUGAGGAACUGCAGCAGGCAUUAACGGUAAAACAGAAUGAAGAACACGACCGCCAGAGGAGGAUAAGUAACACUCGGAAGAUGAUAGAGGAUUUGCAGAAUGAACUGAAGACUGCAGAAAACUGUGAGAAUCUUCAGCCGCACAUUGAUGCCAUUACAAAUGAUCUGAGAAGAGUUCAAGAUGAAAAGGCAUUAUGUGAAGGCGAGGUAAUUGAUAAGCGAGGAGAGAAGGAGAGCCUAGAGAAGGAGAGAAAGAGUGUGGGUGAUAAUAUUGUACGAUUUGACAAUCUUAUGAAUCAGAAGGAAGAUAAGCUGAGGCAAAGAUACCGUGACACAUAUGAUGCUGUUUUAUGGCUAAGAAAUAACCGGGACAAAUUUAAGCAAAGAGUCUAUGAGCCUAUAAUGCUCACGAUCAAUAUGAAAGAUAAUAAAAAUGCCAAGUACAUUGAAAAUCAUAUUUCAUCAAAUGACUUGAGAGCUUUUGUAUUUGAGAGUCAAGAAGAUAUGGAGGUUUUCCUCAAAGAGAUUCGUGACAAUAAAAAAUUAAGAGUAAAUGCUGUUAUUGCUCCCAAGAGCUCAUAUGCAGACAAAGCACCUUCAAGAUCUCUGAAUGAGCUAAAACAGUAUGGAUUUUUCUCUUACUUGCGAGAAUUAUUUGAUGCCCCUGAUCCCGUCAUGAGCUUCCUUUGCUGCCAUUAUCAUAUUCAUGAGGUUCCUGUAGGAACUGAAAGGACCAGAGAAAGAAUUGAACGGGUAAUACAAGAAACCCGGUUAAAACAAAUCUAUACAGCAGAAGAGAAGUAUGUGGUGAAAACUUCCAUUUAUUCAAAUAAAGUCAUUUCCAGUAACACAUCCCUAAAAGUAGCCCAGUUUCUCACAGUCACUGUGGAUCUUGAGCAAAGACGACACUUAGAAGAACAGCUAAAGGAAAUUAAUAGAAAAUUACAAGCAGUGGAAGCAGGGUUGAUUGCCCUCUAUGAGAGAAACAAACAUCUAGAACACAAAGACAAUGAACUUAGACAAAAGAAGAAGGAGCUUCUUGAAAGGAAAACCAAGAAAAGACAACUGGAACAAAAAAUUAGUUCCAAACUGGGAAGUUUAAAGCUGAUGGAACAGGAUGUUUGCAACCUUGAGGAGGAAGAGCGAAAAGCAAGUACCAAAAUCAGAGAAAUAAAUGUUCAAAAAGCAAAACUUGUUACUGAAUUAACAAACUUUGUAAAGAUUUGUACUUCUUUGCAUAUGCAAAAAGUUGAUUUAAUUCUUCAAAAUACUACAGUGAUCUCUGAGAAGAACAAACUAGAAUCUGAUUACAUGGCUGCUUCUUCACAACUCCGUCUCACAGAGCAACAUUUCAUCGAGCUGGAUGAGAGUCGGCAGAGGCUGCUGCAGAAAUGCAAGGAGCUGAUGAAGAGAGCGAGGCAAGUAUGCAACCUGGGUGCGGAGCAGACGGUUCCUCAAGAAUACCAGACACAAGUACCCACCAUUCCAAAUGGACACAACUCCUCACCCCCCAUGGCUUUCCAGGAUCUUCCAAACACAUUGGAUGAAAUUGAUGCUUUGUUAACUGAAGAAAGAUCAAGAGCCUCUUGUUUCACGGGACUGAAUCCUACAGUCGUUCAAGAAUACACAAAAAGAGAAGAAGAAAUAGAGCAAUUAACUGAGGAACUAAAGAUAAAGAAAGUUGAACUGGAGAAAUACAGGGAAAGCAUUUCACAGGUAAAAGAAAGGUGGCUUAAUCCUUUAAAGGAGCUCGUAGAAAAAAUUAAUGAAAAAUUCAGCAAUUUUUUCAGUUCCAUGCAGUGUGCUGGUGAAGUUGAUCUACAUACAGAAAACGAGGAGGACUACGAUAAAUACGGAAUUCGAAUCCGGGUCAAGUUCCGCAGCAGCACACAGCUGCACGAGCUGACGCCGCACCACCAGAGCGGCGGCGAGAGGAGCGUCUCCACCAUGUUGUACCUGAUGGCACUGCAGGAGCUGAAUCGGUGCCCGUUCAGGGUCGUCGAUGAAAUCAAUCAGGGAAUGGACCCGAUCAAUGAGCGGAGGGUGUUUGAAAUGGUUGUAAAUACUGCUUGUAAAGAAAAUACAUCUCAGUACUUCUUUAUUACACCAAAGCUCCUGCAAAAUCUUCCUUACUCUGACAAGAUGACCGUAUUGUUUGUCUACAACGGCCCUCAUAUGCUGGAACCUAACAGAUGGAAUUUAAAGGCUUUCCAAAGGCGGCGGCGCAGGAUCACAUUCACCCAACCUUCUCAAUAAAAGUGAAGGGCAAGAACUUGGGAGUUUUUUUGGUUAAAUCCUGUUUAUAAGUAUGGCUCACCUGAAUAAAAGGAGAUUCAUUAAGACUAA